Molecule: messenger RNA, 2374 nt
Organism: Salvia hispanica
Lineage: Eukaryota; Viridiplantae; Streptophyta; Magnoliopsida; Lamiales; Lamiaceae
Product: DELLA protein GAI1-like
Source: RefSeq, a predicted model, not a curated record
AAGGCAUCACGAGCCCCCCUUGAAUUCAAUUUUAUUUACCCCUCACUCUCUCUAUGAUUCGUACCUCUAUUUUUCAAGUCCCCAAUACUGAUUCAAUUCACACAGUUUCUCUUUUCUCUCUCCAAAUAGAACACACACACACACUACACUACAGACAGUACUGUCAUCUCUCUGGGCCACCGAGCAAAAACUCAGAAACAGAGGACAUAUGAGAAAAACCAAGCAACCCUAGGCCAAUCCCCAAUGUCCUGAUUCUUCCCUUCUUCUUCACCAAUUCAACACCCCAACCGAGCCAAUCUGAGUUCUAGAUGAAGCCAGACCACUUCAAUCGAGAGAAUUUCUCCUCCUCCCCCAACCCCAAGAUGUGGCCCUGCCAGCCCGACGAUGCCGGCGUCGACGAGCUCUUCGCCGUCCUCGGCUACAACGUCAAGUCCUCUGACAUGGCCGGCGUAGCUCAGAAGCUUGAGCAGCUCGAGGAAGCCAUGGGCACUUUCCACCAGGAAGGCCUCUCCCAGCUCGCCGAUGAAACCGUCCAUUACAACCCCUCCGAUAUCGCCUCCUGGCUCGAAUCCAUGAUCUCCGGCUUCAAUCCAAUCCCCGAAUUCGAUUCCUCCUCGGAUCCCUUUCUAGAAUCUUCCGCUUCUGUCAACACCCAGAUGCCGAUUCACCUCGAUUUCGGCUCCGAUCUAGUCGCCAUCCCCGGUAAAGCCGUCUACCCUAGACCCCACCCGCCGCCGCCGGAACAGCACCAGCCGCAGCCGAAGAAACUCAAAACUUCAAUCGCCGCAGUGGCGCCUCCGCCUCCGCCUCCUGCGACGCCGCUCCUGGUUGACUCGCAGGAAAACGGCAUCCGGCUCGUCCACACGCUGAUGGCGUGCGCCGAAGCCGUACAGCAGGAGAACUUCAAAUUGGCGGAAGCUCUAGUGAAGAACAUCGGAUUUCUGGCGGUUUCGCAGGCCGGAGCGAUGAGGAAAGUCGCCACCUACUUCGCCGAAGCCCUAGCGCGGCGAAUCUACAAAUUAUACCCAGCCAAUCAGCAGGAUUCGGCGUUCAACGAUAUGCUGCAAAUGCACUUCUACGAGACCUGCCCUUACCUCAAAUUCGCCCACUUCACCGCCAAUCAAGCGAUUCUCGAGGCCUUCGCGGGGAAAUCCCGAGUCCACGUCAUCGAUUUCAGUAUGAAACAGGGGAUGCAAUGGCCCGCGCUGCUACAAGCGCUGGCACUCCGGCCCGGCGGCCCGCCUAGCUUCCGAUUAACCGGCGUCGGCCCGCCCUCACACGACGAAACCGAUCACUUACAGGAAGUCGGGUGGAGAUUAGCUCAAUUGGCGGAAUCGAUCAAUGUGGAGUUCGAAUACAGAGGGUUCGUCGCGAGCUCCUUAGCCGACCUCGACGCCGCAAUGUUUGAAAUCCGCGAGGGAGAAACAGUCGCCGUGAAUUCAAUGUUCGAGCUCCACCAGCUCCUCGCCCGGCCCGGGGCAAUCGAGAAGGUGCUUCAAGUGGUCAGCGAGUUGAAACCGGAGAUCUUAACUGUUGUCGAGCAGGAGGCCAAUCACAACGGGAGUGCCUUCCUGGACCGAUUCACCGAGUCUCUCCACUACUACUCCACCUUAUUCGACUCACUGGAGAGUUGCGGCGGCGGCGAAGAGGCGGUUAGCGUCCAGGACAAGGUGAUGAGCGAGGUUUACCUAGGGCGGCAGAUAUGCAAUGUGGUGGCGUGCGAAGGGGUGGACCGGGUGGAGCGGCACGAGACGCUGGAGCAGUGGAAAACCCGGUUCGGGUCGGCCGGGUUCGAAGCGGUUCACUUGGGGUCUAAUGCGUACAAGCAGGCUAGCAUGCUGCUGGCGCUGUUUGCAGGUGGGGAUGGUUACAGAGUGGAUGAGAAUAAUGGAUGUUUGAUGCUGGGAUGGCACACAAGGCCAUUGAUUGCCACCUCCGCUUGGAAACUCAACUCACUGGGUUGACUCAGUUAGUGAGGUGUGUGUGUGUGGCCCUGGCCCUGGCCCCGGCCCCGGCCCCGGCCCCACCACUUCGCUAGUGAGGCUGUGUCUCUUUCAUUUUCAUGACCUAGUUGAAAAUGAUCUCAAUCUCAAUUCCUUUUUUUUUUUUUCUUUUUUUUCUUUUUUUUUUAAUUAUUAUGUUUAGGUAUUUGUUAAAAGUGAAUUUUGGUGUUUGGUGGAAUCCUGUAAUUGUGAGGGGAGGGGUGAAUCUGGAAUAGCACAAUGUGUAUUUGGAUAUAUAGGUUUUAUGCAUAAUAAUAAAGGAAAAGCAGUGUUUUGGGAGGGUCAAAUAGGGAAGUGGCACGGCAUGCCAUGUGUUGCUGCUGUACUCAAUCUAAAUCAUUUUGAUGAAAGUUUGUUAUAUUUUGGUAUAA